GCAGACGGGGCAGGCGAAUUUCUUGGCUCCGGUGUGGGUCUGGAGGUGCCGCUGAAGCUCGUCGGAGCGGGUGAAGCGUUUGCCGCAGAAGAGCCAGUUGCAGACGAAGGGUCGGUCCCCGCUGUGCCACCAUCCAGAGGCAGCAUGGCUGCGACUGCUGCCGUCAGCCCCAGUGAAUACCUGCAGCCGGCCGCCUCCAGCGCCCAGGACUCCCAACCUUCUCCUCUUGCCCUCCUCGCAGCGACAUGUAGCAAAAUCGGCCCCCCCGCAGCAGAAGCCGUCGUGACUCCUCCUGCCCCUCCUCAGCCAACGCCGCGCAAGCUCGUCCCCAUCAAACCCGCUCCGCUCCCGCUGGGCUCCAGUAAGAACAGCUUUGGGAUCCUGUCGUCGAAAGGGAACGUCUUCCAGAUCCAGGGCUCUCAGGUCAGCACCUCCUACCCCGGGGGGCAGCUGGUUUUUGCCAUCCAGAACCCAACUGUCAUCAACAAGGGGACCCGCUCGUCCACCACCAACAUCCAGUACCAGGCGGUGCCCCAGAUCCAGGCCACGGGGGGUCAGACCAUCCAGGUGCAGCCCAACCAGAUCCAGAUUAUUCCGGGCACGAAUCAAGCCAUCCUCACCUCUUCGUCUUCCUCUCACAAGCCCGUGCCCAUCAAACCAGCUCCGGUGCAGAAGGCUGGAGCUUCCCCAGCGCAGGGCACGAGCAGCGUGGUCAAGUUAAGCGGUGGCGGCAGCAACGUGACUCUCACCCUGCCCGUGAACAACCUGGUGAACGCUGCCGAGCCGGGUGCCCAGGCUCAGCUCGUGGCAGAAAGCACCUCAAAACCCAUCAAAAAGCCUCGGAAGAAAGCCAUGUCCCCCACCCAGCCCACCACCACGGUGGCCGUGGCCGAGCAGGUGGAGACCGUGUUGAUAGAGACCACGGCGGAGAACAUCAUCCAAGCGGGCAACAACCUGCUGAUCGUGCAGAGCCCCGGCUCCGGCCAGCCGGCCGUGGUGCAGCAGGUCCAAGUGGUGCAGCCCAAGCAGGAGCAGCAAGUGGUGCAGAUCCCUCAGCAGGCCCUGCGUGUGGUGCAGGCUGCCUCGGCCACGCUCCCCACCGUCCCCCAAAAACCCUCCCAGAACUUCCAGAUCCAGACGACGGAACCUGCUCCUACCCAGGUCUACUUCAAAACCCCAUCGGGUGAGCUGCAGACAGUGCUGCUCCAGGAAGCCCCGGCCAUCACCGUGGCUCCGUCUGGGACCUCUUGCAGCAGCCCCGUGUCCCGCAGCUCCGGCACGGGGGUUUCCAGCGGCGGCAGCAGCAGCAGCAGCAACAGCAGCAGCAGGAAAGCCGCCGUGCGCAAGGAGCGCACCCUGCCCAAGAUCGCUCCGGCCGGAGGCAUCAUCAGCCUGAGCGCGGCGCAGCUGGCGGCCGCGGCACAGGCCAUGCAGACCAUCAACAUCAACGGCGUGCAAGUGCAGGGUGUGCCUGUCACCAUCACCAACACCGGAGGCCAGCAGCAGCUCACUGUGCAGAACGUGUCCGGCAACAACCUGACCAUCAGCGGCCUGAGCCCGACCCAGAUCCAGCUCCAGAUGGAGCAAGCGCUGUCCGGAGAGGCUCAGCCCGGGGAGAAGAGGCGGCGGAUGGCGUGUACCUGCCCCAACUGCAAGGAUGGGGACAAGAAGCCGGGCGAUGCAGGGAAGAAGAAGCACAUCUGCCACAUCCCCGAGUGCGGCAGGACCUUCCGCAAGACCUCGCUGCUGCGCGCCCACGUGCGCCUGCACACGGGCGAGCGCCCCUUCGUCUGCAACUGGGUGUUCUGCGGGAAGCGCUUCACACGCAGCGACGAGCUGCAGCGGCACGCGCGCACGCACACAGGUGACAAGCGCUUCGAGUGCGCGCAGUGCCAGAAGCGCUUCAUGCGGAGCGACCACCUCACGAAGCACUAUAAAACCCACCUGGUCACCAAGAACUUGUAGGGCCAGGGGCUGCCCCACGGCCGAGCGGACAGAGCCCAGCCAGGGGGUCCCCACCCAGCAGUGCCACGGAGAGGAGCCCUCGGGGACAUCCUCCUGCCCUUGGCCGAUGGCACCACGCAGCAGCCGCUUCCAAAGGGGGCGAGGGGCCGAACCUCCCUGCGGAUCCCGGGAUCCAGCAGCAUUCCGGAGCCGGGUACGGAGGGGACUGCGCACGCCGGUGCGGGCGGGCUGGGAGAGGCUCCACAGCACAUUCCUACUUUAUAUUUAAAGUCUAUAAAUAGCUAUAAAUAUCUAUAUAACCCCUUUGGAAGGUCCCUUUUUUUCUAUGGAGAUCGUUGCCUUACGCUCCCCGCUCCCGAUGACGAGCACUGUGUUUUGUGAGCACUCUUUGGAAUCUAUUUAAUUUCUGCUGCCCGUUUUGCCCCCUUUUUCUCCUAACAUUGCCUUGUUUUCCCACACUGAAGGCUUGUUUUUCCUUUCCCUCCAAUGAUUUCGCUCUCCCCACUUCCCCUUUCCCAAGCGACGUGGCAUUUCCUCACCGAUUUCGGGACGCGAGUCCCUUUCCCUCCCCUGCUGCCCUCCACCCUGUGUAUAGUGUACAUUGUACCAUAGAUUCUAUUGCUUUUGUGUUUACUACGUGUUUCAAAAAGAAAAAAAACCAAUAUGGCUUGUUAUUUUGGAGCUUUUAAAUUAAACCAAAUCUGCUUUA
This is a messenger RNA of Pezoporus flaviventris, 2674 nucleotides long. RefSeq names its product Sp2 transcription factor (gene SP2). Gene Ontology annotation, biological process: regulation of transcription by RNA polymerase II. The transcript has 7 exons. Lineage: Eukaryota; Metazoa; Chordata; Aves; Psittaciformes; Psittacidae. Bases 145 to 1965 code for a protein of 606 amino acids. The record is from RefSeq and is a predicted model, not a curated record. Gene Ontology annotation, molecular function: DNA-binding transcription factor activity, RNA polymerase II-specific; RNA polymerase II cis-regulatory region sequence-specific DNA binding.